CUGGCCCAGCCUGCCAGGCCCCAGGGGCACCUUGCAUGCUCAUGCCAAAGCACCGGCCCUGCUCUGCCAGACAUAUACCAUGAAGUUCCCACUGGUACCGCUGGUGAACGACCUCACAUUUCCAUUCCUGGUUCUCUGGCUCUGCCUGCCCAUGGUUUUGCUGCUGUUCUUGGUGAUCGUCUGGUUACACAUCUUACUUAGCCAAGAUUCAGAGGAAAACAGCUCAGAUGUACUCUUCACAUGGGAAUCUUGGAGCAAAGGCUUGGCUGAGAUUUACCAAGAAGGGCUACUCUAUGACCAAGAGGAGGAGAGACUCUGCCAGUGAGCCUGUUCUACCAGCUUGCCACAGCUCUGGCCCUUCCACAGGCCCUGGGAAGGGGAAGCAGAGUGCCCUGCAUCCACGCCCUGCUCACGGUCACGUCUCUUUGGUGUCCUGGAAGGAGAGCUUGCCCACACACAGCUUCUGGAUGGAGAUGGAGCAGAUCCAACAGUGGAAUGAGCAGAAAGAGGAUGGUGGUGGGCGUGAAGGUCCCGCUCCCUGUGGGUGAGGAUGGCAGGGAUAGCCUUUUUCCAGUGGGAGAAAUAAAUGUAACAGGUAACAGCA
Messenger RNA from Dipodomys spectabilis (banner-tailed kangaroo rat), 604 nucleotides. It is a transcript of the gene Adig, whose product is annotated as adipogenin. Gene Ontology annotation, cellular component: cytoplasm; lipid droplet; nucleus. NCBI's taxonomy places the organism in Eukaryota, Metazoa, Chordata, Mammalia, Rodentia, Heteromyidae. Gene Ontology annotation, biological process: brown fat cell differentiation; white fat cell differentiation. The transcript has 3 exons. The record is from RefSeq and is a predicted model, not a curated record. Bases 80 to 325 code for a protein of 81 amino acids.